AUCCUUUCCAUAUGCGGACAGUCUUCCUCCAUCCCUCAUCAUCAUCAUCAUCAGCAGCAUCCUCCCUUUGAUGCUUCGACUACACCGAGAUUCGUCCAACCUGGGGAACUUGUGGCUUUUAAAAUGCCCAGUGUGACGGUGAAAGAUGUCAACCAGCAGGAGUUUGUCAAGGCGUUGUCAGCUUUUCUCAAAAAGUCUGGCAAACUCAAGGUCCCAGAGUGGGUUGACACUGUGAAGUUAGCGAGACACAAAGAGCUGGCACCCUGCAAUGACAACUGGUUUUACACCAGAGCAGCAUCCACAGCCCGUCACCUUUACCUACGAGGCGGUGUAGGAGUGGGCGCUAUGAUCAAGAUCUAUGGAGGGCGUCAGAGAAACGGUGUAUGCCCCGCCCACUUUAGCGUGGGCUCUAGAAACGUUGCAAGGAAGGUUCUUCAAGCCCUGGAGGGCCUUAAGAUGGUGGAGAAGGAUCCAAAUGGAGGUCGUCGGCUAACUCCUCAGGGCCAGAGGGACUUGGACAGGAUUGCUGGUCAGGUUGCCUCAGCAAACAAGAAACAGCGAAGUUUACAAAGCGCCGCCUGAGGAAAGCAUUCACAGCAUAUUUACGCCUGUGAAACACAGUUAUCUAUUACUGUAUAUUUACACAAGUUUGCUUGACUUUCCAUAUCAGCCUGGCCCUAACAGCAUCCAGGGAGAGAAUACAGCAAGAUGCAUGCAUGUGUAGUGGAGUAAAACUGAUCCUGUGAACCAGUGACAAACAUGAGCAUGUUAAAGUUGUUGCUAUCCACUAAGAAAUUAUAGAGACUUACAAAAAAACAAAUGCAAUAGACCUCCCUGAAAAAACACAUUUUAUUAAUUUGUUGCUGAUAC
This is a messenger RNA of Cyprinodon variegatus (sheepshead minnow), 870 nucleotides long. Its product is annotated as 40S ribosomal protein S19. Gene Ontology annotation, cellular component: ribosome; cytosolic small ribosomal subunit. The transcript has 6 exons. NCBI's taxonomy places the organism in Eukaryota, Metazoa, Chordata, Actinopteri, Cyprinodontiformes, Cyprinodontidae. Gene Ontology annotation, biological process: ribosomal small subunit assembly; translation. Bases 124 to 582 code for a protein of 152 amino acids. The record is from RefSeq and is a predicted model, not a curated record. Gene Ontology annotation, molecular function: structural constituent of ribosome; RNA binding.